AUGGCGUCUAUCGAUUUGAAGGAUGCGUACUAUUUAAUCCCAAUUGCAAAGUCGGAUAGAAAGUUCUUACGAUUCAUCUUUGAGGGAAAAUUGUACGAAUUUACCUGUUUGCCCUUUGGGCUCAACAUAGCCCCCUAUACGUUUACGAAAUUAUUAAAACCGAUCGUUAGUUAUCUUAGAGAGCGCGGACAAUUGUCAGUAGUAUACUUGGACGAUUUACUGUUAUUAGGGAACUCGUAUGAUGAAUGUUCGAAAAAUGUUCAAGUAACUAAGCAACUAUUCGAGAGGUUAGGAUUUAUCAUUAAUGACAAGAAAAGUCAGACAAUUCCCUCUACAAGAUGUAGAUUUCUCGGAUUUAUUUACGAUUCUACAACGAUGAGUAUUGAGCUUCCAGAGGAAAAGAUAGAAAAGAUUGCAAGUAAGAUUGAGAAAUUUAGUAAAAUGAGCCACUGUACCAUCCGCGAAUUCGCAGGAUUGAUAGGCACUCUAGGUUCAAGUUGCACGGCAUUAAAAUAUGGCUGGGUCUAUAUGAAAAAUUUUGAGAGAGCGGAGUUCUUAGCAAUCAGGCUGAAUAACGGAAAUUUUGAAGCACGUAUGUCACUCGGUGAUGACUUGCAAACAGAUUUUGAGUGGUGGAAAACAAACAUUAAAAAAGCCAUACAUUCGAUUAAACAGUUCAGAGCAGUUCUAGAAAUUUUUUCAGAUGCAUCGCGUUCAGGUUGGGGGGCAUAUUGCAAGGGUAACCGAACACACGGCCAUUGGAACCAAGAUGAACAAGACUAUCACAUUAACUAUUUAGAGUUAUUGUCGGCCUUAUUUGCAUUGAAAUGUUUUGCGAAAGAUUUGAGGAACUGUGAUGUAUUAUUACGAAUCGAUAACACUACCGCUAUAGCUUAUAUAAACAAGAUGGGCGGUAUUCAGUUCCCAGUAUUGAGCAAAUUAGCAAGAGAGAUUUGGAAAUGGUGCGAAGAAAGAAACAUUUGGAUCUUUGCAUCUUACAUUUCAUCUCGAGACAAUGCUGAAGCUGAUUUUGAAUCUAGACGUCUGGAGCCGGAGACGGAAUUUGCCUUGUCACGCUUAGCUUUCCAAAAUAUAGAGGAUAAGUUCGGCAAGCCCGAGAUAGAUUUAUUCGCAACAAGGAUAAACGCUAAAUGUAAACGUUACGUUUCUUGGUCAAGAGACCCGGGCUCAAUCGCGGUUGAUGCAUUUACGAUAGAUUGGAGUCGGGAUUUCUUUUAUGCCUUUCCACCAUUCGCGAUAAUCUUGCGGGUUUUACGAAAAAUUAAAGAUGAUGGCGCUAGAGGUAUAGUGGUAGUACCGUUUUGGCCGGCUCAAGCAGCCACAUCCAAUUUGGAGGAAGAUUACCCUGGUUGCGGGGGUGCUGUCUGCAAAGCAUUAAAAAAGAGAAAUGUUCCCGAGGAAGCGCUUACCAUCAUGUUGUCAUCGCUGUCGGAGACAUCGCUGAAACAAUACGAUAGCUGUUUAAAGAAGUGGUGGUCCUUUUGUCGUCGAAACACCAUAGAUCCAUACGAGGGCGACACAUCACAAGUAAUAAAAUUCUUGACUACAGAAUUCAAGAAAGGAGCUUCUCAUGGUACGCUAAAUAGCUGCCGGUCAGCGAUAGCUCUAUUGCUCGGACCAGGGUUAGGAGAAGAUCCUCAAGUACGGAGACUGUUUAAAGGCAUUGCGAAACUUCGACCGGGAAUGCCAAAAUACGAGUCGACAUGGGACCCAAGAAUCGUUUUGAACCACCUUUCACAUUGGACGCCAAAUAAUAUAAUUACAUUGGAGAGGCUCACGCUUAAACUGGUAACAUUGUUAGCCUUAAUCACAGCACAACGCAUGCAAACACUCGCGUUGAUUGACAUCAGAAAUAUAAAAAGAUCCACGAGUUUGAUCGAGAUUAAGAUUCCAGACAGGUUAAAAACGUCAAAGAUAAAUAAAACGCAGCCAAUCUUGAAUAUCCCCUUUUAUGAGGAAAACACUAGCGUCUGCGUAGCAUCGACGCUAGAAAUGUAUUUAAACAGGACAAAGGAGUUGCGAGGGACAGAAACUCGGCUAUUUAUAGCACUUAAGAAACCUCAUAAAGGUGUAUCCAGCCAAACCUUGAGUAAAUGGAUAAAAAAGGCCCUUAAGGAAAGCGGGGUGGAUACAGAGAUGUUUAAUGCGUACAGUACUCGUCAUGCGUCAACUUCCACAGCAAAAAGAAGUGGAAUUAACAUAGACACAAUUAAAAGAGCCGCAGGAUGGACAGAGAAAUCUGGUACUUUUGCCAGAUUUUACGAUAGGAAUAUUAUGGUAGAUAAAGGAUCUUAUGCAAAGGCCAUCCUAGCUAGAGUCACUAAAUAA
Molecule: messenger RNA, 2349 nt
Organism: Vollenhovia emeryi
Lineage: Eukaryota; Metazoa; Arthropoda; Insecta; Hymenoptera; Formicidae
Exons: 2
Coding region: 1-2349 (782 amino acids)
Biological process (GO): DNA recombination; DNA integration
Molecular function (GO): DNA binding
Source: RefSeq, a predicted model, not a curated record